Messenger RNA from Suricata suricatta (meerkat), 1674 nucleotides. RefSeq names its product spermatid associated (gene CBY2). The transcript has 4 exons. The record is from RefSeq and is a predicted model, not a curated record. The coding region runs from base 254 to 1504 and encodes 416 amino acids. NCBI's taxonomy places the organism in Eukaryota, Metazoa, Chordata, Mammalia, Carnivora, Herpestidae.
GCAAUAGGUGUGAGUACCUCUGCUCCUAAGACUUUUUGGUAGCCCUUUACCCCAAGGGCUCUUAAUUUCUUAAAAUCAUAUCUUAUCAGAUACCAUCUUCACAUGAUUUCAGACAGAUUUUCAUAAUGUACAUAAGUGACAAGAGGGGCACUCAAGGCCAAAUUUUACAAGAAAACAAGAUACCAGAUCUGAAAGCCUAGAAAUUCCCAUCAAUGUGGUUCUACCUCAGAGUCACCUGAGGCCCUGUUGGAAGAUGAUGGCGGACCAACCAGAGGGGCUGAAAUGUAGGGUGGAGGAGUCCAGUGCAGAGCGGGGCACCGCCGAGCCUUUCCUGCGGCUCCACAACCUGUACCCCAGCCCGCGCUGUGCCCGGCAGGCCGCCCUGCCCAGGCUGAGCCGCCGAGUGGCCAGCCAGCACUCCUACCCGCUGAAUCGCUUCUCCUCCGGGCCCUUGGACCCCAUGGAGCGCCCCACCUCACAGGCGGACCUCGAGCUGGACUACAACCCUCCGCGAGUGCAGCUCAGCGACGAGAUGUUCGUCUUCCAGGACGGCCGCUGGGUGAAUGAAAAUUGCCGCCUGCAGUCCCCGUACUUCUCCCCGUCGUCGUCCUUCCACCACAAGCUGCACCACAAGCGGCUGGCCAAGGAGUGCGCGCUGCAGGAGGAGAACAAGGCGCUGCGCGAGGAGAACAGGAUCCUCCGCAAGGAGAACAGGAUCCUGCAGGUGUUCUGGGAGGAGCACAAGGCCACGCUGGGCUGCGAGGAGAGCAGGGCUGCCUCGCCGCUGCUGCACAAGGACAGCGCGGCCCCGGAGGCUGUGAAGGACAUGGCCUUGCAAAUGCACCGCAGCAAGGAGAACAGCAGCCUGCAGCUGCUCAGGGAGGAGAACAGGGCCCUGCAGCAGCUGCUGGAGCAGAGGAAGGCGUACUGGGGCCAGGCAGAGGAGAAGGCGGGCCCCGAGGACGAGAGCAAGGCGGCGCCCUUGGCCCACGAGGAGCCCCGCGGCUCCGGGCUGCUGCCGGACCAGGGCGCAGGCCUCGCCUCCCGGUUCGAGGAGUCCAAGAGGCCCUCAACCCCCCAGGACGACUCCAAGACGCUGCGCGUCCUGCGCCAGAUGGUCAGCAACCUGUCCGGGUCUUGUGCGGACGAGGAGAGCAAGUCCGGCCCCGGCCUGCCUGAUGGGAGCCAGUCCUUGGAGCUGCUGAGGGAGAUGAACCAGGCGCUGCAGGCCCUGCGGGAGGAGAACCAGAGCCUGCAGGUCCUCCGCGAGGAGAACCGGCUACUGCAGGAGGAGAACAGGGCCCUCCACGUGCUGCGUGAGGAGCACCGCAUCUUCCAGGAGGAGAACAAGGCCCUGUGGGAGAACAACAAGCUGAAGCUGCAGCAGAAGCUGGUCAUCGACACGGUGACCGAGGUCACCGCCCGGAUGAAGAUGCUUAUCGAGGAGCUCUAUGCCUUCAUGCCGGCCAAGAGCAAGGACCCCAAGAAGCCUAGCAGGGUCUGAGGCUCCUCACGGAGCCCUGGGCACCCAACACCCGGCCAGAGAACAUCUCCCACCUUCCAUUCGCCUUCUCCGCCUUCACCCACCAGCUGGGCCUGUUGAAGAGCAGCACUAUCAUCUUCCUUAACUCAGAGAAGUAAUAAAGGCAUGGGGGGCCCUGCCCAUUGACAUCA